GUGGGCUGCAGUGGAUGUCAGCUGGCUCAGUAUAUCUGCAACUCUGUAUCAAACGGCAGAACAUCGAUGUCCUUCCUCUCACACCCAAGCAAAAGCGAAGACCUGCUACCCGCUGAAAACGGCUCCAUGGCCCGCCAGUUGAGAAUCACUGACCGAGAAUCUCUGAGGAACGUUUUAUAUAGUAUGUCCUCACUCUCACGUCUGUCAUAUGGAUGAUCUUUGACGAGUGUUUUUGCAUGAUCUUUGACUGGCAUUUCUGAAGUAGGGCCAAAUCACUCCUGUCAUUUAGAGGAUCUUUGACUGGUGUUAUUUUCUGACUUUAUCAGACUAUGUAUGACUACGAUAGCCCUUAGUGCCUGCCAACUCCUUAUCGCACCUUUUACAAACGACACACACACACACACACCAUCCUCCCCCUCCCCUCCCCACCCCCCAGUGCCCGACGUCAACCAUCUGGCGAUAACCCCUGCUAAUCUAGCGAGGUCAGCACACAGGCAGCCAAGCGUUCCUCUACACUACACACUCUACCCCUCCACCCCCCCUUCCCUGUUUGCCUUUCACUUUCUUCCUCAAAAGCUUUCCAAAUAUGGCCCUGAGAGUGGUGGAGACAAAACGAGUAGCAACAUGUUGGGACAGCGUGAAUGAAGCUGACGUCAGUUGGGAUAUUUCCAACGCUGCUGUUACUCUGCCAAGCAAGAUGAGGAAGCUCGCUAUUGUACAAGACAACAUCAUCAACACAUCAUCCCGAUGGAAGAGCAUCCGUUCUUCGACAAACAGUGUUUAGAUAAGGCAGUCUUCAGUCUACAGUGGCAAGCGUCCUUUUGCCCUGCGAUGAUGUAAGAAGGCGAAAUGUCCAUAAAUGGAAGGCCAUGGCUUGGUGCCCACUCAGGGGGAAAUCUGCUGUAGCCGGCGCUCCACCCACCGCCGCCUCCACCCAGACCCGUCUGGUGGUCCCAGCCAACCUUCAGCACCUUCCCGUGUGCCUCGCCUCUCCGAAGCUCGACACGGGCGUAGCAUCUCCUCCUCUGCAUGUGCACGUGUCCUCUUGUGUGCAUGCACGGCGGCGUUCCAAACACAGGAAGUGAUCGUCAUGACAAUGCAGAGCUGCAUCUGUGAGCACGUGUGAGGAUGCGUGGCGGGCAGGUGGCGUUGUGAUCGGCGGACUUUUUGGGGUGCAGGACCGUCUCGUCUUCCCUGCCGCCGCCGCCGGUGGUUCCUGUGAGGGGGAAACACAAACAAAGCAGGCGGGAUGUCCACCUCGCCUGGUGCAGCCGACGGCAGCCAGAGGAACUCCUUGGAGCUGGACGCCGCCCAGAAGGUGGACGCUGCCGAAGCGGGAGCGGGGCUGCCAGCCGCCCAGGUGAAGCUGAAAGACCGGCAGAAGUUCUUCGAGGAGGCCUUCCAGCAGGACAUGGAGCAGUACCUGUCCACGGGAUACCUCCAGAUCGCUGAGCGGCGAGAGCCAAUAGGAAGCAUGUCCUCCAUGGAGGUCAACGUGGACAUGCUGGAGCAGAUGGACCUCAUGGACAUGUCGGACCACGAGGCCCUGGACGUCUUCCUGCACUCGGGAGGCGAGGACAACAGCGCCGCCUCACCUGUGGCAGGUCCCGAGGUGGACUUCACCACAGAGAUCAGCCUGCAGGUUCCCACGCAGGCGGAGCUGCGUCACAAGCUGUCCUCCCUGUCGUCCACGGGCACCGACUCCGCCAGCCAGGACACGGAGGCGGGCGAGGAAGACGACGAUGACGAGGAGGAGGAGCGGCCGGCCGGCGGCAAGAGGAGACCCCCCGUGGUGACGCCCGACGAGGAGGAGGUGCGAGCUGACACGUCGCUGGUGGACGGUCCGGCACGGAAGGACGGCGAGCUAAGCGGCGGGAAGGUUUGAGACCCCCCCCCGAGAACUUUCUUUCAUUGUUGUUCUCCUCCAAAACCAACUGCCACAUGACGCUGCCUUAAGGAGCCAUCCGCCAAGAGCACACGAACGUUCCCAAAGGAAGACACACUCAGGUGAAAACGUUGUGCUAUUAUUUGGACGCCCGCCUACGUAGAGAGAUUGGCAUGUGCAGCAACAACUUCCUGUUCUUUUUAUACACAAACCCCGCCUGCGUGUGCGUGUGUGUGUGUGUGUGUGUGUGUGUGUUUUCCUCAUCACGUUCCAUUUUUGAAUUUGAGGUAAUGCUACCACUCGGCUUAACUGACUUAACAUUUUGCUCUUAUUUCAACUUCUUCAAAGUCCAAGCUACUUCCUGUACCCCAAUAGGAGUAAUAGUAGUAGUUGUAGUAAUAAUGUCAUAACAACAUGUAGAAUUCUUCUUCCUGUACUAAGGAUAACAAUAACAAACAUUUUCUGCUUCAAUGUCAUCAUACUCAAAAAGGAAUAAUAGCUUUUUUAAUGUAGGUGGAUGUGUUGUUACUGUGAUGCAUUCAAGGACGUAUUUUUUUCCUCAGGAAAUCCUAACUGAAUAUGCUACAGACGGCUAAUCCCAUAAGUAUUUUAUGACCGUAGAGUACAUCAAUUAUUACGAAAUACUUUUCAUUGGUGUGUUAGCCACAAAGUAGCCACCAUUUUUAAUGAAUAAAUCCAAACAUUGGGAUCUUUUUUGGACUCGCUUCUUUGUACCGGAAUAGGAAUUCUAGUAGUAGUAGUAGUAGUAUCAUAGUAUCAUAUUGCUAUGUCGUUCAUAUGAAUAUAUAAUACAGAUGUUGUAAUAUUCCUGUUUACUUACAUCCUGGUUACAUCGCUUUACUUCUUUUUAUACUUGAAGUAAAUAUGACGUACAGUACUUCCAAUACACGUAUGAAUUACUUCUGUUCAUACUUGAAGUAAAUAUGACGUACAGUACUUCCAAUACACGUAUGAAAUGAAGCGAAUAGAAAUAAUUGGAGAUGCGUGCAAGGAGUCGGCACAGAGAGUCACGAGUCACGAGUAACGAGUCACGAGUAACGAGUCACAAGCAAGUGUUGACAGUGACUUGUCGGCAACUUUUAAUUUUUUUCCAACCUUAAAAGUACAAACUGCAAAAAAGUAAAAAAGUGUGUAACCAACAUGAGACUCUUUGCGGAUGGCGGCACCAAUAAAUUAAGAGACUCACUCGUCAGCGAGAACUUCCACUUGUAGAAACGAGGACAGGAAAAACCAAAGGAGUCGCAGAUAAUAACACAAAUCAAAGGUUAAGGCCAUAAAAAGUUGACAACCACCUUUUCGAGUGUGUGUUUGUGUGUGUUUAUGUGUGUGUGUGUGUGUCAUGUCAAACGGCCCACGUGGGGGCGACUCCUUAAAUUGUCCCAAAAGAGUUGGAGUCUGGGCGGGAUGGGAGGAUUUGGUCCCGGCCAUCCCGACGGGCAAGCUCAGUGCAACACGAGUAGCUACCGCCUUCUCAACCGCCUCCUUUUUCUCUCGCCGCCAUUUUCCCUUUUCUUGAAAAAAGUAAAGCUAAACAAAGAAAACCAGGCUGGCUGGGGGAGGGGGGCAGGUGGGUUUGGGGGGGAUGGGCAGUCGUCUUAUUUCUUAGUGAUAUAAGCAGCACUUAAAAGUUUGAUUUCUGUACACCGGAGCGACCCUGUCAGCGUCACGCGGAUGAAGAAAGGGAAAAAUGUAAGGCUUUUUCUUCAUCAUCAUCAUCAUCAUCAUCAUCACCCUUCCUUUCCUCACUUCCUCCCGCCCUCCCUCCCUCUCACCCCUUGCCCCCCCCCACCACCCAAAAGGCUCAAGUAUGUAAAGAAAUGUACAGGAUUAUGUACAAAAAGGUUCCUUUCUAAAAAAAAAAGAAAAAAAAAAGGAGGAAAAAGAAAGCGAUAAAGAAUAUUUCACAUUUGAAACUAGUGGCUCUACUUGAUAAAGUAAAAAACACACCAUAAUAAUAAUAAUAAUAAUAAUAAUUCAUGUUGACUGGAAGAAUGGAAUGUUAUCACGAUUGCACUUCUCCAACCAGAAAAAGACACAAAAAAAUCUAAAGUUGAAAAGCCAGCUAGCGGUGGUGGCUAGCGCUAAAACGCCAAUCCCCCCCCCCCCCCCCCCCGUUUUAUCUUUCCAUUUUUCAAUGUAUGCUUAAACAGUAACAUCACAAGCACCACUUAAGGCGGGUCUGCGGGUUGGGGUGGGGUGGGGGGGUGGGGGGAAGCCAAGCGGCCGUUACGCUGCGCCCACCUCACGCAAAAAAAAAUAGCGUCUAAAAUGAAAGUGUUAAAAAAAGGAAACGCUCACCAACAACAUCUUUCAAGUUUUUUACCUCACGUCGCUACAACAACAGCCCCCCCCCCAUGUCAAAGUGAUAACGCAAGAGGAGCUGCAUCUGGGGGGGGGGGGGGGGGAUAUUUGGGUUGUUACUCGAUGUCAUGUUUGUCUCUUGAG
Molecule: messenger RNA, 4351 nt
Organism: Doryrhamphus excisus (bluestripe pipefish)
Lineage: Eukaryota; Metazoa; Chordata; Actinopteri; Syngnathiformes; Syngnathidae
Gene: dtnbp1b
Product: dystrobrevin binding protein 1b
Biological process (GO): platelet dense granule organization; neuron projection development; negative regulation of protein kinase activity
Cellular component (GO): BLOC-1 complex; cytoplasm; neuron projection
Source: RefSeq, a predicted model, not a curated record